CCAGAAAACAAAAGAAAAAUCUGAAGUGAGUUGGUUAUUUUAUGAAAACAUGGAUGUUGUGGAAUUUCUUACUCGAACCGACCGACGCAACCUCAAGUCCCAAAUAGGAUUCCAGGUGGCGCGAAAGAUGCGAGAAUGGUAUGAGGAUGUGGACAAUCGCCGUUGGAACCUCAGCCUUCUACUCCAAAGAGAGGCUUUGGAAGCGGACGAGAAGAUUGCAGAAUUGCUCCAGGAGCAAGCAGAUGAAGCGGAUCGAAAGCGACACGAGUGGAUCGAAAUGAAGCGGUUGAAAAGGGAGGAGGCCGAAAUGGAACUGGUCAAAGUUAAGAAGCAGCAACGGGAGAUUGAAAACUCCGAGGCCCAUCGUCAUAUGGUUACAAAGGAGAUCCUCUUGGAGUCGAAACAAGCUCAGCUCCACCAAAUCGAGGAGAAAAAGUCUCUUAAACGCCGUCAAGCCUGUGUAGAAAUCCUUUGGCAGCGAGUUUGGCAGCGACUGGAUGAAAGUCGAGCCCAGCAGGAGCAAUAUGAGCUCCAGUUGAGAAACUUGAUAGAGAACCGGUGCCAGGCCCAAAAUCUGGACACUGAUCGGGAGCAGAAGGCCCAGUUUGCCAAGGAUGUGUUGGCAGAGCAACGCGAAUGUUCCCAAGCCCUUGAAUUCGCUUCCGAAAUGGAUGUCCUCAAGAAACAACAUGACCUCAAGAAGGCGAAGGAUAAACGGCGCCAGCAACUCACUGAUUUGCAGGAUCAGAUCAAACAGAACCUCAUGAUCAGUGCCAAACAAUCGCAGGCAAAUAUACGUGAGGAUUUGGGUAAUAACAUACUGGAAGAUCGACAGAUUUACGAGGAGCUCAUGGAGAAGCGUUGCGCCAGGACUCACAAUCGCGAUUGGCACCAGCGCUAUAUGACACAUAAAGCUGAGGAGCGUGCCGCUCGAAAGGAAGAGGAUCAGCGGCGGGAUCGGAAAUACCUGGGCACUGGGUGUGUGCUUAGCCAGCAACAGAAGCAGCCAUAUGGCAAAGAAGUGCGCUAAUACAAGCGGACUCGUAUCAUACUCAUCAUCACCAUCAUCGAUCGAUGGCCACACUCAUGUCACGCCUCAUAUUUGGAUACCAUAUUGCAAUUAUAUUUACGACUGAUAUAAAUCAGGCGAUGGCAGCGAUAAGGAAAAGCGUAUCACGCACGGGCGGCAUAAAGCCCGUGAUAAUGCCCACCAUCAACGUCACCGUGGAAGCUGAACAGCUUGGCCUG
Messenger RNA from Drosophila takahashii, 1248 nucleotides. RefSeq names its product cilia- and flagella-associated protein 53. The record is from RefSeq and is a predicted model, not a curated record. Lineage: Eukaryota; Metazoa; Arthropoda; Insecta; Diptera; Drosophilidae.